Molecule: messenger RNA, 2245 nt
Organism: Elaeis guineensis (African oil palm)
Lineage: Eukaryota; Viridiplantae; Streptophyta; Magnoliopsida; Arecales; Arecaceae
Product: pentatricopeptide repeat-containing protein At5g48910
Biological process (GO): RNA modification
Molecular function (GO): protein binding; RNA binding
Source: RefSeq, a predicted model, not a curated record
GAAGGCCUUGCGCUGAGCAAGUUAGCUGCUCAGAAUAAUAUCAAGCAUCGAGGGGAGACGAAGCUAUCUACAUUUUCGACCGUUAACAAGCUGUUGAAGUUUGAAAUGUUCGCGCAAUUUCCUCAGCAUCAAUUGCCUCCUCCUCCUCAACAACAUGGAAGACUUCCAAAGAGAAUCCACAGAGCUCCUAAGGAACCCCAUCACCGCCUUCCUGUCAUCACUCCAGAAGACACAAUCCUCAAAUUCCACCAGCUUCUCUCUGAUGGCGCUCUCACUCUCCAUCAUGACACCUUCCGAUCCCUCUUCAAAGCAUGCCGUGUUCUCUCGGCCUUAGAAGAAGGCCGGCAGUUCCACGCGCAGGCCGUCAAAAGAGGCGUCCUUUGUGAUGUUUUUGUUCGGAGAUCUCUUGUUCGAAUGUAUGCAAAAUGCCUUGCUUGCUAUGAUGCUCAUAAAGUGUUAGCAGAAUGCAACGUCCCAGAUGUUGUUUCUCAGAAUGAUUUGAUCAUAGGGUUUAUAAACAAUGGAGAUUUGGAGACUGCCCGGAAGAUUUUCGAUGGAAUGGCUGAGAGAAAUGUAGUUUCUUGGAGCAUUAUGGUUGAUGGGUAUGUGAGACAUGGGCUGAUGGAGAUUGCUCAGGACCUCUUUGAUGCAAUGCCUGAGAGGAAUCAGUUCUCAUGGAAUUCAUUGAUAUCUGGGUACUUGAGAUGUGGCAACGUGGAAGUUGCUCGGGGCAUCUUUGACCAGAUGAGGCCAGAGUGGAGUGUGAUCACUUGGACAGCUAUGAUCUCGGGAUAUACACAGAAUGGCCGGUUCAAGGAGGCCUUGGACCUUUACCUCGAGAUGCAAAUUGCAGGUGUGGCACCAAAUAAAAUCACCCUUGUGAGCAUUCUUCCAGCGGUUGCACAGCUUGGUGCUCUCAGUCAAGGGAGGUGGAUCCAUGCUUACAUGGACAAGAUGGGUAUGGAAGCAGAUUCGAUCCUUGGUUCGGCUCUGGUCGACAUGUACUCAAAAUGUGGCUGCAUUGUGGAUGCUGUUGGCAUCUUUGAAAAGCUCAAGCAUAAGGAAUUGUCAGCUUGGAAUUCUAUUAUUUUAGGUCUUGCAGCCCAUGGUCGCGGUAGGGAAGCCCUUUGUUUUUUCUCAAGAAUGCAAAAGGAUUCCCUUAGGACCCCUAAUGAUAUCACGUUCACUGGUGUUUUAAGUGCUUGUACACAUGCAGGUUUGGUCGAUGAGGGCCAGAUGAUUUUUGAUCUCUUUACCAAUCACUACAAGAUAAUUCCGAACAUACGGCACUAUGGGUGCAUGAUUGACCUUUUAGCCCGUGCAGGGCUUUUGAAAGAGGCAUUGGAGUUGGUGGAGAAGAUGCCGGUGGAACCUAAUGCAGUUAUCUGGAAGACCCUGCUCAGUGCAUGUAGAAUUCAUAAGAAAGUUGAAGUGGUCGAUCGUGUAUGGAGAAAGAUAAUUGAGUUGGGCCCUCAAGAUAGUGGGUUUUACACACUUAUCUCCAACAUUUUUAAUGAGUCUGGGCGAUGGGAUGAUGCGGGAAAGGUGAGAAGGAAGAUGAAUGAUUUACAGGUUCGGAAGAUUGCAGGUUGCAGUUGGGUCGAGGUGGAUGGGGUUGUUCAUGAAUUCUUGAUGGGCAGAGAGAGUUUUCAUGCUCAAAGCAGAGAAAUUCGUUGUGUAUUAUAUGAGAUGGAGAAUUUAAUCAAAUUGGAAGUAUAUAAUGCAGAGCAGUAGAGUCAGCUGAACAGAAGUAUAGAAUCAAUUAAAUCAUUAGCUCAAAAUAUAUAAUACUUUGCUACAAUAUGAUGCUUGGUCCUUUAGGUGUUUUGGAAUUGGCAUGCAGAGAAGAAUGAGUGCCAUCUUUAAAACCAGCCUAGCAAGGUUCUGCAUUCCAACAGCAUCUGGGAACAACUCAGGGGUUUAACAUUGAUCUUUAUGGGAAAAGGUGAUGAGAACUGGAAUAUGAAGUUAAAAAUCUCAACCAAAAAAUGUAAAAAAGGAUCUCCAGAAAACUGGCAGGCCCGGUUCAGAACUCCUUUGUUGACCAGAAGAGAAAGGAAGGUGAGUCACAAUCUUUACCUUCCAUUAAUGUCCUUCUCUCUUUAAGGUGUCCAACUAGAUGUCUAUCCAACACAUUAAUGGUUCCUUGUCCCAUUUUUGGGUCCGAGUAGCAGCGCUCUUAUAUUUAUGCCACCUUAUGGUUGGUGGUUCCUCUCUCUCUCUCUUUUAGGCAGAUGUAAUUAGA